Anas platyrhynchos (mallard) is the source of this 4086-nucleotide messenger RNA. It is a transcript of the gene GRM4, whose product is annotated as glutamate metabotropic receptor 4. NCBI's taxonomy places the organism in Eukaryota, Metazoa, Chordata, Aves, Anseriformes, Anatidae. Gene Ontology annotation, cellular component: membrane. The record is from RefSeq and is a predicted model, not a curated record. Gene Ontology annotation, biological process: G protein-coupled receptor signaling pathway. Gene Ontology annotation, molecular function: G protein-coupled receptor activity.
CCUCGGCGCGGCUGCGGAGCGCGGCGGGUCCCGCCCGGCUGCGGCUCGCUCGGGCCGGGGCCGGGGCUGGGGCUACGGGGGGGGGGGGCCGCGGCUUGUCCCCGGUAAGGGCUGUCCCCGCCGCAUGCCGCAGGGCCCCCCCGGGCUGCCCGCGCCCCCCCGGGGCCGGAGGCAGCGGCCGCGGGCGGAGCCGGGCUCGGAGCCGCCGCCAACUUCGUGCGCUGCCCGCGGGGCUCUGCAAGAAGGACCCGAACCUCUGCUUGGGCAACCCCUGCUGCCUCUCCUCCCCGGCGCAGCGAUGCCGGUCCUGGCACCCACCUGCAGCCCGGCUGCUCACCGCACCCUGGGGGCUGCCGGCACCCAUGGGAGCCGCUGACGGAGCCGCCGGAGCCAUGCCACCCACCCGUGCCCGCCUCGCCGCCUGACCGCCGCCGGGAUUCGGGCCGCGCGCUCUGCCCCAGCACGGCUUCGGCGAUGAGCGGGGGUCGUUUUUGCAUGGAGCGUCUCUCCUUCUGCCUCCUCCUGAGUGCCUGGAGCUGGGGCUGGGCGCCCGGGGGUGCCGCCAAGCCCAAAGGCCAGGGCUACCCGCACAUGAACUCCAUCCGCAUCGACGGGGACAUCACGCUCGGGGGGCUCUUCCCCGUGCACGGCCGGGGCGCGGAGGGCAAAGCCUGCGGGGAGCUGAAGAAGGAGAAGGGCAUCCACCGCCUGGAGGCCAUGCUCUUCGCCCUGGACCGCAUCAACAACGACCCCGACCUGCUCCCCAACAUCACCCUGGGCGCCCGCAUCCUGGACACGUGCUCGCGGGACACGCACGCCCUGGAGCAGUCGCUGACCUUCGUGCAAGCCCUGAUCGAGAAGGACAGCACCGAGGUGCGCUGCGUCAACGGCGGCCCCCCCAUCAUCACCAAGCCCGAGCGGGUGGUCGGCGUCAUCGGCGCCUCAGGCAGCUCCGUCUCCAUCAUGGUGGCCAACAUCCUGCGGCUCUUCAAGAUCCCCCAGAUCAGCUAUGCAUCAACCGCCCCGGACCUGAGUGACAACAGCCGCUACGACUUCUUCUCCCGCGUCGUCCCGUCCGACACCUACCAGGCCCAAGCCAUGGUGGACAUCGUCAAAGCCCUCAAGUGGAACUACGUCUCCACCUUGGCCUCCGAGGGCAGCUACGGGGAGAGUGGCGUGGAGGCCUUCAUCCAGAAGUCCAGGGAGGACGGGGGGGUGUGCGUGGCUCAAUCCGUCAAGAUCCCCCGGGAGCCCAAGCCGGGAGAGUUCGACAAGAUCAUCCGCCGCCUCCUGGAGACCUCCCACGCGAGGGCCGUCAUCAUCUUCGCUAACGAAGACGACAUCAGGAGGGUGCUGGAGGCAGCCAAAAGGGCGAACCAGACAGGACAUUUCAUCUGGAUGGGCUCGGACAGCUGGGGCUCCAAAAUCGCCCCGGUGCUGCACCUGGAGGAGGUGGCCGAGGGCUCCGUCACCAUCCUGCCCAAGCGGGUCUCUGUCAAAGGUUUCGACCGCUACUUCUCCAGCAGGACGCUGGACAACAACCGCCGAAACAUCUGGUUUGCUGAGUUUUGGGAGGAAAACUUCCACUGCAAGCUGAGCCGGCACGCGCUGAAGAAGGGCAGCAGCAUCAAGAAGUGCACCAACAGGGAGCGGAUCGGCCAGGACUCCUCGUACGAGCAGGAGGGCAAGGUGCAGUUCGUCAUCGACGCCGUCUACGCCAUGGGGCACGCUCUGCACAACAUGCACAAGAACCUGUGUCCUGGCAAGGUGGGGCUGUGCCCCAGGAUGGACCCGGUGGACGGCGUGGAGCUGCUCAAGUACAUCCGCAACGUCAACUUCUCAGGCAUUGCUGGGACUCCGGUGACCUUCAAUGAGAAUGGAGACGCUCCGGGGCGUUACGACAUCUACCAGUACCAGAUCAGGAACUCCACUCCUGAGUACAAAGUCAUCGGGCAAUGGACCGACCACCUCCACCUGAAGGUGGAGAACAUGCUGUGGCCCGGGGGCGGGAGCCAGCUCCCCAGCUCCAUCUGCAGCCUGCCCUGCAAGCCAGGCGAGAGGAAGAAGCUGGUGAAGGGCAUCCCCUGCUGCUGGCACUGCGAGCGCUGCGACGGCUACCAGUACCAGCUGGAUGAGUUCCACUGCAAGAGGUGCCACUUCAACGAGCGCCCCAACGAGAACCACACUAGCUGCACGCCCAUCCCCAUCAUCAAGCUGGAGUGGAGCUCGCCCUGGGCCGUGGUGCCCGUCUUCAUCGCCAUCGUGGGCAUCAUCGCCACCCUCUUCGUGGUGGUCACCUUCGUGCGCUACAACGAUACGCCCAUCGUCAAGGCGUCGGGGCGGGAGCUCAGCUACGUCCUGUUGACGGGCAUCUUCCUCUGCUAUGCCACCACCUUCCUCAUGAUCGCCGAGCCCGACCUGAGCACCUGCUCCUUGCGCCGCAUCUUCCUCGGGCUCGGCAUGAGCAUCAGCUACGCCGCCCUGCUCACCAAGACCAACCGCAUCUACCGCAUCUUCGAGCAGGGCAAGAAGUCGGUGAGUGCUCCCCGGUUCAUCAGCCCCGCUUCCCAGCUGGUCAUCACCUUCAGCCUCAUCUCGCUGCAGCUCGUGGGUGUCUGCAUCUGGUUCAUCGUGGACCCGUCCCACUCUGUCAUUGACUACGAGGACCAGCGGACUACAAACCCCCACUUUGCUCGGGGCAUCCUCAAAUGUGACAUUUCGGACCUCUCCCUCAUCUGUUUGCUUGGGUACAGCAUGCUUCUCAUGGUCACCUGCACUGUGUAUGCUAUUAAGACCCGCGGGGUCCCGGAGACCUUUAACGAAGCCAAACCCAUUGGGUUCACCAUGUACACUACUUGCAUUGUGUGGUUAGCCUUCAUCCCUAUAUUUUUUGGGACGUCGCAGUCGGCAGAAAAGAUGUACAUCCAGACCACGACGCUCACCAUCUCGGUGAGUCUGAGUGCCUCCGUGUCCCUGGGCAUGCUCUACAUGCCCAAGGUGUACAUCAUCCUCUUCCACCCGGAGCAGAACGUCCCCAAGCGCAAGCGGAGCCUGAAGGCGGUGGUCACGGCGGCCACCAUGUCCAACAAGUUCUCCCAGAAGGGAGGCUUCCGCCCCAACGGGGAGGCCAAAUCAGAGCUGUGCGAAAAUCUGGAAACACAAGCGCUGGCUACCAAACAGACCUACGUCAGCUACAGCAACCACGCGAUUUAACUCCAGGGAUCGCAACCGCCUGGCAUGGAGGGAGGCUGCGGCUGCCGCGGAGCGGGAGGGAGCUGAGCUGCAUCCCUCGUGGCACCGCGCUGCAGGGGACUGGGAUGGGACAGGGAGGUGGCAGCGGGGUCCUGCUCCUGAACGGGCUGGGGGCAGAGCUCCUGGGGAUGAUGAUGUUCAACAGCAGCAAAAAAAAAAACAAUCAAACAACAACAAAUAAAUAAUCAAAAGAAAUCACCGACCACCGUGACGAUGCAUGCCUCCCCACGGAGGAAGAGGAACAGUUGAGCAGGGGGGGGUGAAAUGUGGGGAAGAGCUGAUGGACUGCAGCAAGGCUUUGUUUAUUUUUUCUGUAUCUUGGCAAAAAAAAAAAAAAGAAAAAACAAGAAAACAAAAAACGACCCAACAUUUUCCCUUUUCUGGAAUUUGUGAGAUUGUUUGUGGUUGUGCAGCACCUUCUGGUUUCUUUCUUUUUUAAAAAAAAAAAAUUAUCCCUCAUUUUCUUUUGUUCCUGUAUUCCUCUGUCACUCUUCACUCUCCCUUAUCCUACCAAAUUCUAUAUGUUGCAAAAAGGAAAAAUAAAUAAAAAAUACGUAAAAUUUAAAUAAAAAAGAGACAACGAAAUAAAAUAAAAUAAAACCUAGACUGUGUUCAAAGUGCUGAUUUCUAUAGGUGGUUAAUUAAUGUACGUGAUGAUCAUAUGGAUUGAAAUAUGUCUGCUUUAUGUACUGACCAGUCAAAAAAAAAAAAAAAAAAAAAGAAAAAAUACAAAGUUCAGUGCCUGGAUGUUUAUGAAUUAUUCGAUGACUGUGUAGAGCAUGAUCAUUUUUAUACGAGGAGAUUUCUAAUAAAAGACCAUGGUUUUGCACUCGG